Aspergillus alliaceus is the source of this 8592-nucleotide messenger RNA. RefSeq lists its product as uncharacterized. Bases 1 to 8592 code for a protein of 2863 amino acids. The transcript has 2 exons. NCBI's taxonomy places the organism in Eukaryota, Fungi, Ascomycota, Eurotiomycetes, Eurotiales, Aspergillaceae. The record is from RefSeq and is a predicted model, not a curated record.
AUGAGGACCUUCUUAGACAACAGAAGGUAUUUCAGGAUUCCAGAGAAUACUCGCAAGGCUGCCCAGGCUACUAUUGAGGCAUUGAUUCGCAACGGCCUUGACCCCGAUUCAAGCGACAUCUUCAAGCUUGCUGAACAGAAGUAUACGAGCAAUGAUGGUAGCAUCGUGGAUGACUUUCCAAAGAUCUUCCAGGAGGCUUUGGAGUUUGUCAAAAUUGUCAAAAGCCUCUCUCGGGUGGCUCUAGCAGCCGACGAUGUGCCACCUCUCUACCGUAAGGAAUACCGUAGUAUCCGGAACAUCGCCACGGAGCGGAAGGACCGGUUCACGAGAAUCAUGCUCAAACAGGGAGUGAGUGAAACAAAUGCACUAGCCAUGCAGGAUGCUGCACAGAGGUUAGAUUGCUGGAACGAGCAUUUCUGGCUCACAGUCAUGGAGGCUCGUAGGAGCAGGUUUACCUUCCAACAAGAGCCGCGCGGACUCGAGGUCACGCCGGGCGCAGACAGACAAAGUAAGAAUACUAACAACCUAACCAGUAUUUUCAACCUGGAAGAUCCUGUCUGCGAGACCUGCUGCUCAAUCACGAGUCUUGCGGCCUAUUUUGCGGACCUGUUAGCGUUGCUUAGAAACACCCGAUUCGAAAGCCCCGAGGGGUCCCUCCUUGGCGUUUUAGCCAAGCGUCGCUCAGAUCUACAAGACCUCCAGCUCACAUGUGCCAACUCGCAAGUGUUAAUCCCUUAUAUUGCUCUGGUCAACGAAGUGCUCGAGUCGUAUAUCCGUCAGCUACAUGAGACUUCGGGGGAAGACUUUCCCAUCCAAGUCUACAACACGCCAGAAGGCACGGAGACACUUGAAGAAUAUGGACACUCGGAUAUCCCUGUGUAUCUACCUGGAACAACCGAUGAAUCUGUUUACAAUAGCAUUAUUUCGCAGCAGAUGUACCCUUUCUCGUAUUUCCCGUACGAAAAGGCUCGGGACCAAGUGACGCAGAUCCUGGGCCACUUCAAGGUACAUACGCUUGAUGUAGUCGAACGGUUCCGGUUGGACAGUCGUCUUCUUAAGGAUAUUUUGCCGAACCAGCAACAGGGGCCGGAUAUUGCAGCCGGGCUUCGAGGGGGUGUAGAGGAAGUUUUCCAACGACAGAGCGCUGCAGAAACGAUCGGCAUACAGCAGGCUGAAUUUUCUAUUAUCACUGGGGAGACGUUCUUCCCACCUUGGUUUGCGGACCUUCUAAACGGGUUGUCAGACGCGAAUCGGAGCGUGAAAGUCCUGUCCGAGUGCCCUUGGACUGCCGCGCAGCUAUGGGGCUAUGCGACAGCAACAGACAUGAUCAAUAAAGAGAGUGAUACUCGUCUUUCUCUGAUCAAAUCUGAGCUCAUGCCCCGCUCCGGUUUGGGAUUUCAAGAAAUUCUCGACUUGGUGAAGACCCAGAGCUUCGGGCAGGAUUUGGUGAUCGUUAAUAGGAAUGGCACCCCAGACUUCAAAAGCUCCCUCGACGAUCUGUUGCUCCUCGCCAACGCAUCUGACCCACCGUUCGUCGACUUGACUGCGGAGAUAUGCUUCAACCUGCAAGCCUUUUUACGCCUCAAAGCGAAGUUGAAAUGGGCGACCAGAGAUAUCGAUGCGGCAAUAGUUUGUCUGCGUGCGCAGGAGACGCAGACGGCCCCCAGCAUGUACCAACCUCAGGCUUCGAACUUCUUCUCUAUCUCUCCCUAUGUAUUGAAGAGCAUUGCUUCCAUCCUCAAAAUCAGUUCAUUAUGUGGUAUGGAGCCUGCGUCACUGCUACCCCUGUGGGGGGCUAUCGACUCCUACGGCGAGAGCUCGUUCCUCCAUCGCAAAUUCUUCACUCCAUCCAUGGGCCUUGUCUCCCCGAUCUUUGCACCACCAACAGGCGAUCGGUACUUCGUGAUUGAAGGUGAAACGGUGCCUCAUAGUAGUGUAGACGGCCCGCUGUGCACCUGUCUGGAAUGGCCCAUCGAACACUUUCCAAAGCUUCUACAAGUGGCAGGCCUGGAAGAUGACGGACUUGAUCUUAGUGUGCACACGUUCACCAUCCUGUACCGAUAUACCACAAUAUGCCGAAUGCUUUCAGUCCCACCCGAGCACUGCGAGAUAUUUUUUCAGCUCUUUUUUGCAAACCCAGGGGUUGAUAAUGAGGAAUAUUCGAAUCCGUUACGAAGCCCUGCUGCAACCCUAGCUACAGUUGAGAAAUGGAAGAGAUUGAUAGAUGCAGGGUGGACCGUCGAAUCUCUGCAUCGAGUGAUACUGGGUUCGCAAGAAAGCGCAAAGUCAGAAUUAUCGGUCCGGAACGGGCUACAGAUAACCUCUUCCAUAUUGCAAGGUGCUAGAGAGAUCCGUAACUCAUUUCCAUUUCUAUUUGCGCAAGCUCUGCCAAGUAGUGAUAACAUAGCCGAAUGCGCCGCUCGCAUAUUCGAUGCGGCAACUGCAAGGCAGGUUGCCGCAUUCAUUGAGGAGACACAAGUAAAUACUGUGACCGUACCCUUCACCACUCUCGACGAGCUCAACUGGAUCAAGGACGAAUCCACCAAAUGGCCAAGCAAGCUGACAUUGAACCAAUCCAUGGCUGGAAGCGGCUUAAACGCAGUUCUAUGCCUCCAAGGAUUGUUAAGACAGCAGGAUAGGAAGCGCCUUGAGAGUGCCUGCACGGUGUUGGACAAAUUCAAGGAGGCGCUUCAAGUUCUUUUCCAGCAAUCUCUUGCGGCAGGGGAGAUCAUCCGCGCUCGGUUUGAAAGCAGCAAGAUGUCCCAUCUGAUUGACGCUCUGCUCCUCGAUGAGGACGAGCCAGAAGGCCAGGAAGCUGAAACGAGGGCCAGUGAUGCGAAGGCCACACAUAACAGACAGAUGAUAGUGGCUGAGGGAGUCACACGUAAGAGACGAAGCUUGUUUAUCCGGCUCGCCUGUCCAACAAUAAUCUCGGAUCUCAUGGAAAGCCAUAUUGUUAUGACAAUGCAAACCGUGGCGCAGGGCUCGAACUUGGAGUUACUCCCAACCCUGCUCUCGAAUGUGGUUCGAUCCCAAGGCAAAGAUCAGGAAUUCGCAAUGGCCACGUUACAACGCCUGAGUAACUCGGAAUAUGCGCCAGAAGUAAAUACCAUGGAUGUGUACUUCACGCCUAAUGUAACAGACGAUUUUACAUUCAUCUUUCUCAAAGACAGUGGCCACCAGCCUAUCGCACCGGAACUUACUAUUAAUGGGAUUAAAGUAGGGUUCGAUAACAACUUCCGCACAGCAACGUCUGUUCGGAUGUCAAGUGGCCAGACAUACCGUCUGUUCAGUAAUUUCCCGGCUACACAGCUACAUUGGGCAACGCCAAUGUCCAUUCCUGCGUCGUUCAGCCAUGGCAUGCUCUUACCAGUGCACAGUGUGAAGGUUGCGGAGGAUAUCACGAAGGCACUCGGGCGUGCUGUCGUUGCCUGCGAAACAUUUGAACUCACAGUUGAGGAGCUGCGAUAUUUCAGCAAGGCUGAUCCUGGCGUGACACCAAUGCUGAUUAUUGACUUAAACGCACCCACGCUAAAUAUGCUUGUUGAAGUUGAGCGUUACCGUGAAUUCACGAAAGAAUGUCGGCCCCGGUCUCGCGAGGACCGACCAAUCGAAUUACUUCAGUGGCUGUCAUCAACUACUGAGCCCAAAAGAGAAGAGAUAGUUGCUCGAAUUGCGGCUUGUACCGGAUGCGAUCGAGCUCGAUUGCUCGAUACGCUAGAUGAAAAGCACCCAGAAGACCGAUUUCCAGACAAUAAGCUCAUUGGGAGCUUGCGAGAUUUUAAAGAGCUUCUCGAUAUUCAUCGGAUCAUGCGUAUCGACAGUCGACUUGGCCUAGCGGCGGGCAUUGAUUCACAGCCGUCAAUCUCCACUCUAUUCAACAUUGCACAUGCCCGCUACAUCUUUACUGUAGAGGAAGAGGCAGAGGCUGCACGCAGUCUGGGGGCGAGACUAACGCCAGAACAACGAGCAGCAUCUGACAGAGGCCUAAUGGAAAACCAGCGCAACGCCCUUGUCUCGUAUCUUCUGCAGCAGAAGCAGAUACGGGAUCUCGGCAUCCAUGAUGCCGACGGCCUCUUCGAGCAUUUCUUGAUUGAUGUCCAAAUGGGUCCACAGAUUCGAACGUCACGCAUCAAACAGGCCAUAUCAGUAGUGCAGCUAUUUGCUCAGCGAUGCCUGCUCGGUCUGGAGAAGGGUGUGCCUAAGAGUGUCCUGAACCGCGAGCAGUGGGAGUGGCGCCAACAGUACAGUCUGUGGGAGAGCCAUGUCAAGAUAUUUCUGUAUCCCGAAAACUGGUUGGAGCCGGGCCUCCGAGACGACAAGAGCCAAUUAUUUGAGGAGUUGGAAACUAGCCUGAUGCAGAAGAGCCUUAGUCUAGACACCUUUAUUCAAGGCAUCAAGACGUAUGUCCAUGGUCUCAGUGAAGUAUCCUCUCUCAAAAUCAUGGCCUGCACCCAUGAGCUUGGGGACCGUGCUGCUGAUAUCUUCCACUUGUUCGGUCGCACACGUACCUCGCCUUACAUGAUCUUCCAUCGCACAUUAACUGUUCUAAGGCCGCAGACUGCAGGUGUAUUCUGGCGGCCAUGGAGGAAGAUUGAGAUGGACAUCCCUUCAAUCGAGGCAGAAUGGCAAGGGGAGAGCCUACAGAUCAGUGGCUGCCAUCUCAUACCUGUACAUUCUGGAGGUAGAUUGUAUCUAUUCAUCCCCCAUAUAAUACCAAAGACCGCCCCGGGAAACAACCAGACCAAGGUAAGUAAGUCAGGCAGCAGUGAUACCUCUGACAAUGCGGAGAGCAAGGCAGCUCAGCCCAGGCGCUUCUGGGAGAUUACAAUGGGUUGGACGGAAUUUUCCAAUCAUAGCUGGACGCCCAAGCGCGUUGCAACAGGCAGUAUAGCUCUGGACUACACGAAGUCAAAACCAAACGAGCUUCGAUUUGAGCCCAAGUUUGAUCCCGACCGGGCUAGUAGCAGAUUAGUGCUCGUCGUGGGCUAUCCAAGUGAGAAAGGGCAAUAUAGCAGAAUUGGCGGGUUCAGCUUCUGUGAGGACCAAAUGGUUGCCAUUCCCACAUCCGCCCUUGGCGGCUAUAGAAUGACAAAUAGUAAAGGUACUCCAGUCUUCCAGAAAGAAACAACUAACCUCUCACCAAAUAUCGAGCCCGACACUCCUCUGGCUAAAAAAAAUGAAGGGCCACUUAUCUGGUUGCCAAAGCCGUUUGUGAAUCGUAACUCAUCCACUACUGAUAGCAAGAAAGCCAAGUCUAUCUCAUGGACACUAUCUUAUGAACGAGAACAGGCGCCCAUCGGCCUCGUGUUCAGUGCACAGAGAAGUGAUGGGACAAGCAUUAGCUAUUUCAACUUCCCUACAGCGCAAUAUACCGCUGACACCUACUGGGAAAAGCAAGGCCGUAGCGAAGGAAUGAGUAUGGUAACACUGGAUCACACCUUUUCACACGAUUUGACGCGUGCCAUUGCCGUUAGAUCUGAUCCUCUUAGCCAACUCUUUGACACACUUCGUACACAAACGCUUACGGUACCGGAGACAUUCGGUCAGGAUAACUCAUCACUUGGUGUCGUCGAGCCCGAUAACGGUACCCCCAACAAAGAGCCUACCAAGAAAAAGGCGGGUAUUAUUGGCGGGGCUUACCAUGAGCUUGCGCAACCCAUGGCUCUCUAUAACUGGGAAGUAGGACUGCAUUCAGUUCUGCUUGCUAUGGAUCGUUUUUUCGCUACUCAGCAGUUUGAGGCAGCACUCCAGGUUGCGCGUCUUGUGUUUGACCCCACUGUAGAUGUCAAUGUCAAAGGAGCUUCAGCUUCCAACCCUCAUGUUCAAACCCUGAGUUGUUGGAAAUUCCCACCUUUUCAGGAAAUUGCCUGUAACAUGAGCCAAAAGCGCGGGGUGAGCCUGAAAGUUUCUGACAUUGCCAAGGAUAGUCAUUUCAAUCUAGCAAUUAUCGAACGGCGCACUCACGGAGCAUUGGUGCAUGCUACAGCGCGUGGUCGGCCCGAGGCGUACAUGAAAUGGAUUGUGAUGAAAUACGCUGAAAUCCUCAUUGCUGCUGGGGACGCGCACUUUCGCCGGUCUACCCUGGAAAGCUUACCAUUGGCGAUUCAACGGUAUGUUGAGGCAUUACACAUUCUAGGCCCCGAGCCCCCAAAGGUUCCAAAACUAGGCAAGAGAAAGGCAUCAACGUUCCGGGAGCUCAAAGAAGAGGAUACAAAUCUAGAACUGCGGCUUCCUUUUUCCCCUCAAGCUGUCGAAGGGGCCCCCCAAAGACAGGAGGGAGACAGAAGGCGAGAGAAGAUAGUAUGCUAUCUACGUACUACGUACUUCUGUGUGCCGAUGAACCCCAAGUUCAAAGAGCUCAGGACUGUUGUUAACGAGCGGCUCUACAACGUAAGGAACUCAUUGGAUAUCCAAGGUCGUCCUGUCACAUACUCACUCAUCGAGCCCCCCAUUGACCCGGCCGACUUAAUCGCUCUUAGUAGCCAGGGGCUGAGUAUGUCUGAAGCUUUGGCCGCAGUAGUCGGGGAGCAAGACAGCCCCCUACCCCGACAGAGAUUUUCACAUCUACUGCAGCAGGCGUUAGAGUUAUGCAACGAGCUUCGUGGUCUGGGCGAGCGUUUGCUUUCCGCUGUUGAGAAAAGAGAAGUUGAGGCAUUUAGUGCGCUGCGGGCGCGUCAUGCAACGGCCAUUCACAACAUGAUGCUGGAUAUCAAAAAGACACAACUCACUGAAGCCCAAGAGAUAAUUGACUCACUACAGAUCAGUCGUAGCUCUCAUGUGUCGCAGCUAGAAUUCUACCUCUCCCUUAUUGGCGAGCCAAAGGCAACAGUGCCAUCUGAAAAGGAUUCCUGGGUUGAUAUAGCUCAGGAUAUAGAUAAAGUUACAACCGAUGAUCUGCGGAUGUCUCCCAUCGAGAAGGCAGAGAUGGAUUUAACAACGGCCUCUGGAGCAUUGAACACCGUUGCUUCUGGGAUUGAUGGAUUGGUUGCUCCGAUAUUCGCUGUCCCUGACUUCCAAGCGAUCACAGCGCCCAUGGGUGUCGGUACCAGCGUUGGAACGGGGGGUUCAAAGAUCGCCCAAGGAAUCUCAGCAGCUUCCACAUGCAUCAAGUUGGCGGCUAUGAUAUGUGAUAUCAAAGCAGGCCAAGCCGCUCGAAAAGCGCAGCUCACUAAGCAGCUCCAGGAACGUCGGUUCCAGGCCAACAUGCAUGGCCGGGAAAUAAAAGCCAUUGACAAGCAAGUUGAGAUUCAGAAGACCAGAGUAAAGGGGAUGGAGCGAGAGAUCGAGCUUCAGGAGUCUGAGGUUCAGGAGGCUGCGCAAAUUGAGCUGUGGUAUAGGACCAAAUACACGAAUGAACAGCUCUAUAGCUGGAUGGAGAAGCGACUUCGCGGUCUUUACUACCAGGCAUACACAUUGGCCAUGAGCGUUGCACGAAAGGCUGAGAGUUCCCUUGCCUUCGAGCAGGGCCGCAGAAUUUCGGUUCUUCGCCACGGUGGUUACUGGGAUGCCUUGCACGACGGGUUAUUGAGCGCAGACCAUCUUUAUCUUGACCUCAGGCGGCUUGAGGCCGCUUCACUUGAUGCCGACAAGGACAGCUUCGAAAUAACAAAAACUAUUUCUUUGAGGCAACUUGAUCCUUUAGCCCUACUGACACUACGCCUGACGGGAACAACAACCUUUGUGCUUAACGAAAGUCUGUUUGAUAGAGACUUCCCUGGCCAUUACAUGAGGCGGAUUCGGUCCAUAGCUGUGUCGGUGCCCUCGAUUCUCGGUCCAUCCAGUAGUAUCAAUGCCACCCUGAGGCUUCUAAGCCAUCAAUACCGUGUUUCGUCAACUGUGUCUAAGGCAGCUGAUUAUGCAGCUCAAAACAGGGAAUCCUUUCGAACAGAUAACCUCCCCAUUUCAGCCGUUGCCAUCAGCUCUGGUUCACAUGACGCAGGAGUGUUUGAGCUCUCGUUCUCAGGCCGCGAUUACAUGCCAUUUGAAGGAGCAGGGGCAGUAUCAUCCUGGCGCCUAGAUCUUCCAAAGAUUCGGCAAUUUGAUUACGAGACCAUUAGCGACAUCGUUUUGCACAUGCAGUACACAGCACUCGAAGGAGGUGCCUUGCUCAGCGCCGUCGCGAGUGAAACAGUACAGAACGCACUCCAAGCCAAGGACAAAGUGGGCCAUAGCGAUGGUUUCUGGUUCAUGUGGGAUCUCAAAUCUGAUUUUCCCAGCGAGUGGUAUCAAUUUGAGUCCAAGCUUUUAACCGACAGGAAACCCGAGGGUAAUGGCAUUCGAGCAACAAUGGAACUAGGCAAUCUCAAAGACCGUUUGCCUUUCCAUUCCCAGCAACAGGCGAACCUGAAAGUACGAAAUCUUAUCUUCGCUUCAAGUAGCCAGUCUCUAGUUGAGGAGCUCCGCAUCAGUGAUGUUACCACUCCAGAUAAAAAGGGCACCCAGCCUAAACCACUUGGGGAGAACUUCACCAUGAAAAGUUGGAAUGAAUUAACAAAAAUGACAGACUUGAACGGAUGGAAGCUUACAGCGCCUUCCAGUAUAACAGAUGUGAAAAAUGUAUAUAUGUUGAUGCGGUAUACGUAUAGCUGA